Messenger RNA from Sordaria macrospora k-hell, 3018 nucleotides. The record is from RefSeq and is a predicted model, not a curated record. Lineage: Eukaryota; Fungi; Ascomycota; Sordariomycetes; Sordariales; Sordariaceae.
AUGCAUCUUAUCAAACCUUCAUGGCUAAGCCAUAGUGGCGAGCAAAAGGACUUCGAAGUUUACAGCUGCCACGUCUCUCCCGACGGCAAGAGACUAGCUACCGCCGGCGGAGAUGGCCAUGUCCGUGUCUGGUCCGUCGAGGCCAUCUUCAACUCCCAUGACAGAAACUACACGAAACCCCGGCAGCUCUGCCACAUGAGCCAUCACCUCGGAACUAUCCAUUCCGUCCGAUUCUCACCCAACGGCCGCUAUCUCGCUUCCGGCGCCGACGACAAGAUCAUCUGCAUCUACCAUCUCGACAGCAACCCGCCAUCUCACACAUCUACCUUUGGUACAAAUGAACCACCCCCAGUCGAAAACUGGAAGACAUAUAAGCGCCUAGUUGGCCACGACAACGAUGUGCAAGACCUCGCCUGGUCCCCCGACAACUCUCUCCUCGUUUCUGUUGGCCUCGAUUCCAAGAUUGUUGUGUGGUCAGGGCACACCUUUGAGAAGCUCAAGACGCUGGCGGUACAUCAGAGUCACGUCAAGGGCAUUACGUUUGAUCCGGCCAACAAGUUCUUUGCGACAGCGAGCGAUGACAGAACUAUCAAGAUCUUCCGCUAUACCGCGCCAGCGCCGAACGCGACUCAGCACGACAUGGUCAACAACUUUAUCCUGGAAACCUCGAUUAGCGUGCCGUUUAAGCACUCGCCGCUGACGACAUACUUUCGGAGAUGUAGCUGGUCCCCCGACGGCAACCACAUUGCUGCGGCUAAUGCUGUCAACGGACCCGUUAGUAGUAUAGCCAUCAUCGAGCGUACCGGCUGGGACAGCGAAAUCAACCUAAUCGGACAUGAAGCCCCUACUGAGGUCUGCAUGUUUUCACCUCGCUUGUUCUACACACAACAACCAGACGAAAACUCAAACGCAAAUGGCGCUGCCGCCCCUAGCUUGGUCACGGUCAUUGCGUCCGCUGGACAGGAUAAAACUCUCACCAUCUGGAACACGAACACCUCUCGACCAGUCCUGAUAAUCCAGGACAUAGCGUCUAAAUCAGUCUCCGAUCUCGCUUGGACCCCAGAUGGUCAGACAGUCUUCGCUGCUAGCCUGGAUGGUGGUGUAAUUGCUGCCCAGUUUGAGACUGGAGAGCUUGGAUGGGUAGCAAAGUCAGAAGAAAACGACAAAGCCCUACAAAAGUAUGGCAGCUCCAGAAAGGGGAUGGGGACCGCCGAAGACGUCGAUGGUCUUCAUCUUGAGAACCACAGCAAGGAGAAAGAGUUGCGAGGAGCUGAAUCAAGAAUGGGUGCCCUGAUGGGGGAUACAGGGCCUGUGCAAAAGGAACCCCCAGCCACUACAACCAAUGGCGUCAAACCGGCAGCAAAGACUGUCGAUACAAACGGCACAGCAACCCCGGCUCCUCCAGAAAAGCCUGAGGAGGAGAGCGCCGACAAGACCGCCGAGCGGAUUGCCGAGCUGAAGUCGCGUGUUACGAUCACGAAAGACGGCAAGAAGAGGGUAGCUCCUUUGCUUGUUUCGUCAUCCGGAACAGGCUUGUCAUCCUUACCGCAGGCACAGCUGGUUGGUGCAAGCUCGACAAAACCGGUUCAGAGCGACACCCCGCAAACGAUAUUGGAUCUCUCGAAGCCAUAUGACGGUCUACCUCGCGGUGGCAUUGCGGCAAUGCUACUAGGAAACAAGAGAAAAGCGGUGGUUGUGGAGGGAGAGGAGGAGGAUGAGCCUUCUGCCAAACGCUCAGCUACUGGUCCCGUCCCUAUUGUAAUAAAUGGGGUUGAUGGCCUAGAGCCGGCGCCUCUUUCAGCACCCGCUCACGGUCUUGUGCCUACGCCCGAAUACCUUCGACCAGCCGUCAUUAGCCCCAAUAUUGCCUACUCACAGGUCAGACUGGCUGUCCCUAAGAUUCGAUCACACAUUCUUCGGCCGCUUGAGAGGGGCGUUCUACAAGAGGAGACCAACUUGGAAGACGCAACAAAGGUACCCGAGAACGUGGUUCUGGAGGCGAAGAAUCCUGCACAUGUCCGCGAACCCGCACGCAUAAAGCCACCAAACGAUUUCUUACCCCGUGCUAUUAUAUUGGUCGCUGGCAGCAAGCAUUUCUGGGCUGCGGCGUGUGAGGACGGCACACUCCACACGUGGUCACCAGCUGGACGGAGGCUUAUGAAUGCCAUCAUGUUGGAGUCACAGCCCGUCAUCCUCGAAGCGAGAGAUUCGUGGUUGCUAUGCGUUACAGCGGUUGGCUUAUGCCAUGUCUACAAUAUCAAGACGAUGUCGUCGCCUCACCCACCUGUUUCUCUAGCCCCCAUCCUCGACAUUGCAACGACCUCGUUGUCGCCACACGGCGCAACUUCAGCGCCUGGUGUGACGUCUGCUCAUCUGAACAGUUCUGGUGUUAUUGUUGUGACCUUGAAUAACGGAGACGGCUUUUACUACUCAACGAGCUUGUAUGCGUGGAAACGGCUAUCGGAAUCUUGGUGGGCCGUGGGCACCAACGUGUCAGCCGGAAUCAUCCCAUACCUCGAACGUCAUACCACGACUGAGUUCUUGCUUAAGGGACGGGCCUAUACACUUCAGCGCCUCGUCAAGGCCCUACUGGCAAGAGACGGAUUUGAGAAUUUCGAGAGCAGUGUCAGCAUUGCUCACCUUGAGAACCGCAUUGCGGGCGCUCUGGCCUUGGGCGCACGGGAAGAGUUUAGACUCUACCUGUUCAUGUACGCCAAAAGGAUUGGAGCCGAAAAUCAGAAGACAAAGGUUGAGGAGCUGCUGAAUAGCUUGAUUGGAGGGGUUUUGCGAGACGCAGAUGAUGGAGAGGGAUGGUUUAGCAAACAGGACAAGCUUUGCGGGUGGGACCGUAAGGACCUCCUACAAGGUGUUGUCCUUAUUUUGGGUAAAUUCCGCGAUCUCCACCGGUUGACUGUGCAAUACGCCAGGAUAUUGGACAUGACCUUGGGCGACGAGGAGAAGGAGACCCCCCGAAGAGGGCAUGGAGGUGGAGGACUAGGCGUCCAGCCUCGUGUCUGA